AAGGUCGUCAAAUGUCAUCGAUGAUUAUUUUUAACUUCUCGAGCUCAAAACAAAGCCAAAAUUACAAUCCAUCAAAUUUUCGAGAAUAUUUCCCAUCUAAAUUUUCUGUGAAAUCGAUUCCGAUACUCUGGGAAGACCAGUGUCGUAAUUUUCGUGUUCAAACACCACUAUACCUCAAAACCGUGACGAUAGGAGGAAGAAAACCGAUCGCAAAUAUAAAACAAUGGGAGGCUAUUCACUCAAGCUGAAAACCAAAACGGGCCAGCAGCAUAUCGUCAGCAAUCUGGAGCAAAGUACGACGGUGCGCAAUUUGAAGGACAAGAUAACCGAGCUUACCCAGAUUCCUCCGGAAGUGCUCCAUGUGGUGCUUGGUUAUCCCCCGUUCACACCGUUGGAUUUUAGCAAGGAGGAUGAACUGCUGACGACCAUCGGUGUCAGCAAUGGGGACACACUGAUCGUGAACGAAAAGCAACUCAGCGAGGAGGAACGGCGCCAGCAGGCUGCCAAAAAGCUUAUGGAGGAAGACGAAAGGCUGGCGAAGGAACUUGCUGCUCAGGUUGAGGGGAGCGGUGGGAUCUUGCUCAAGCAGGUGGUGCCAAGUGAUAACUCCUGCCUGUUUACGAGCAUCGGGUUUGUGCUCUCGGGGAAGGUGGAACCUGAGAAGAGUCAGUACAUGCGCGAAAUUAUUGCUUCCACGGUCAAUGCGGAUAAGCAACAGUACAAUGAGGGGAUUUUGGGCAGACCUAACGACGAGUACUGCGCUUGGAUCCUUCAGCCGGAGUCUUGGGGUGGGGCAAUUGAGGUUUCGAUUUUGUCCGCCCAUCACGGGAUCGAGUUCGACGUCGUGGACAUCACCAAUGCGAUCAUCAACCGAUUCGGCGAAAACAUGAAUUAUGGCAUCAGGGCAUUUUUGCUUUUUGACGGAAUCCACUACGAUCCACUGUACCUGGAGUCAACAUCGGGUGAACCACCGAAAACAAUAUUUCCCAUCGAAGACAACGCGGUGUACGUGCAGGCGGAACAGCUCGCGAAGGAGGCUAAGUCUUCGCGCCAGUUCACCGACGUCAAUCGUUUCACGCUUAGAUGCAUCGACUGCGACUGUUUGCUGCAAGGUCAGGUGGAGGCCCAGCAGCAUGCAAAGAGAACUGGGCACGUUAAUUUUGGCGAAGUUUGAUCGAGGGGAGGUGAAGAAGUCACUAAAUUAUAAUCUUUGUAGGUUUAUGGAAGGGUUGCUUAAAAAAUGCAUUUGGCGUUCGUUCAAUAGUACCUAACAAUUUAUUUAGUGUUUUGUAUUUGAAAUUAUCGUACUUUUUGCAUGAAAGACUUUACAUUUAACUAGCUUUGAAUCGACGUAUGAAAAAAGGCAUCCAAAAUAAAUCAAAUCUGGAAAGGUAGAAUAAA
Molecule: messenger RNA, 1401 nt
Organism: Armigeres subalbatus
Lineage: Eukaryota; Metazoa; Arthropoda; Insecta; Diptera; Culicidae
Gene: Yod1
Product: ubiquitin thioesterase OTU1
Exons: 3
Coding region: 224-1174 (316 amino acids)
Biological process (GO): protein deubiquitination; endoplasmic reticulum unfolded protein response
Cellular component (GO): nucleus; cytosol
Molecular function (GO): protein binding; cysteine-type deubiquitinase activity
Source: RefSeq, a predicted model, not a curated record